Messenger RNA from Macrobrachium nipponense, 3539 nucleotides. Its product is annotated as doublesex and mab-3 related transcription factor 3, truncated-like. Gene Ontology annotation, molecular function: DNA-binding transcription factor activity, RNA polymerase II-specific; RNA polymerase II cis-regulatory region sequence-specific DNA binding. The transcript has 3 exons. Gene Ontology annotation, biological process: sex differentiation; regulation of transcription by RNA polymerase II. The record is from RefSeq and is a predicted model, not a curated record. Gene Ontology annotation, cellular component: nucleus. Lineage: Eukaryota; Metazoa; Arthropoda; Malacostraca; Decapoda; Palaemonidae. Bases 1572 to 3071 code for a protein of 499 amino acids.
GGGUGGGCGGAUGAUUUAUUACGUGAUGAAAAGCUCCCGACCCUUCCACUAACCGCAAAUUGGCCCAUAAGACACACGCUGAAGCCAAAACCCAUCAAGGAAUAUUAUACUAACAACUCCUCGAUGGGACGACUCUUCAACAACAAUCUUGCAGAUGUUUGUGCGUGCGUGCGUGUGUUUCUGGGUGUGCACGCGUGUUGAUGUAAAAGUGCUGAAAGGAGGCGUUUGGAUUUGAUCAGGCCGUGUACUUUGUAAUUAACAUGUUUGGAUUGCAAUAGCGGUCAUCGCCACGGAGGUGUUAAAAAGGGUUCAUUAACAGAGCCCUUCGGUGCGAUUCGAGGGCUCUUGGCGCAUUGUCACUUUCUGGAUGGUUACAAGAGGCGGAAGGCCGUCCAGUUUUAGCAGUUUUUAUAAGAAAACAACUUAUAGAAAAAGAAAAUUCAAGAGCUUCUUAAUUACGGUGCACGAGGAAAUCAAUCAGUGUAAGGAACUGCCAGCAACUGCAUCUCCCGCAAUUGUAAUCAUUAUGGAUCCAUGGAGUGUACUUGAAUACAGUGUAAAUAUUAAAUGAGAAAGGAAACAUAUGUUCUGUGCAAAUAAACAUCUAGUGAAAAGUAUCUGCUCACGCUCAUUACUGAUAUAUUUGUAAAGGUGACGAAAUUACGGUCAUACAUUUAUGUCUCAUAAUUUAUGAAUACACCGUCUACAUGUAUCAUCAGUUUGACAGUGCAUCAGCGUUCACACCUCCCACAUGAUGUUUGUAUUGUAAACACAUGAAUGCUCCAUGAGGGAACAUAUUUAUUAAAAUGCCAAGACCUUUAAUAAAGCGGUAAUUGCAUAAAAAGGCAACAUUUUCCACAAUAUUUUCAAAUUUCUCAUUAUCCCACAACGCAAGUUUAACUCACAAAUAAGAAUAAAUGAGUGAAUAGCGAAGAAAGUGAUUCGUUUCUUUUUACACACCGAGAGGCUUUAUACCAGCGGAAUUUAAAUCAAAAGGAACCACUCACCCUCAUCAUUGUGGAUGUAGAGUAAGUCCAAGGUAUACGUCUGCAGGAGAAGCGAGCCAUCAGCAAUAACAAGAAUCCAGUCAGUAUCCUGAUACGUAUAAAGUUCGAAAUCAAAGACUGGAUGUGUAUAUCCGACGGCUACAUAUUCUUCUAAAUGUUUUUCUGCACUAUACUUGCAUACAGUGCUUGCGAAUGACUCUGAAGUACAAUAUAGUUUAUUAUUGAUUUUACUGAGAAAACGGCAAGAUCUACAAAAACAACAACAGUAAAAAACAGAGACAAAUAAAACGUCCUGACUUCCAUACAGUGCUCGCGAAUGAAUUUGAAGUACAAUAUAAUUUAUUAUUGAUUUUACUGAAAAAACCGCAAGGUUAAAAAAAUAAGCAAAAACAAGAGACAAAUAAAUAAAACAGCCUCCGAAUGCAAAUUUUAGGUAGAAUCUUUAACUGAAACACAACCCAGAGAAAAGCCUUCAUUCCGAACGCCGCAAGACCUUGCAAGAGGCACUCUCGAACGACACACCCUUCUGGAACCCAAAAAAGCAAGAGGGACCCGGACCCGAAAAUGAACGGGGGCGGUGCAGGAGGGGCAGGGGCAGGCAUCGGGUAUCCUACGACGGAGAAGGGCGCCCGCAAACCCAAAUGCGCACGCUGCAGGAACCACGGCAUGAUCAGCUGGCUCAAGGGCCACAAGAGACAUUGCAAGUUCAAGGACUGCACCUGCGCCAGAUGCAAUCUCAUCGCCGAGAGGCAGAGGGUGAUGGCCGCACAGCAGGUCGCCCUGAAACGGCAGCAGGCAGCCGAGGACGCAAUAGCGCUCACUUUCCGCGUGGCAGCUACCGGAGACGCCUGCCCCUUCCUGCCACAGGGCCCCAUCUUCGGGCUGCCCGUCACCGAACCUCAGGUCAAAGACAUCGAGGUGUCAAUCGCCGACGACGAGGUGUCCAGCGACGUGAACGUGGUGUCCCCGGGACGAUUGGCCGCUUCCCCAGCGAUGUCCCCGACCUCCACAUCGAGAGCCACGCCUCCUCACCUUCACCACGCCCAAACUCCUCCCCGCCUCCCGAGCCACGCCUCUCCGCAAGCUCCCUUGCAGGCUCCACCACCUCAAAGCUUGGCGCAUACUUCGGCGUCGCACUUCUCCGCACCCGCCACAUCGCAGGUCCCGUCGCAAACGAGCAUCACUGCGACGCGCCAGGAGCCAGUCUCGGAGGGACCUCCAGCAUCUUCGUCGUCUUCAUCGUCGUCGUCGUCGUCGUCGUCAUCUUCAUCAACUUCCUGUGGUGGUGGUGGUGGUGCCGCCCCGGAGACUAAUUCCACGGCCUCCGAAAGGGAGAACGCCUCGACGUCCCUCGCUCGAGAGACCCACCACCAGACGCGGGAGGAUUCUCUCAGGUGCCAAAGCCCGACCCAAGGGGAAGCCAAAGGCAGCAAGAGGAGGGACGACCUGCCCGGAACUGACAUCGAGGGCAUCGACGUCUUGAUGAAGAUCUUCCCAGGGGAACGCCGGGGCGUCCUCGAGCUCGUUCUCUCGGGUUGCGGGGGUGAUCUGCUGAGGGCCAUCGAGCAUUUUUUGUCGGUGGGCGAGGCGCUGAGACGUCCGUCAAACGCCGGCGUCCUUCCCCGACUCUCGGACCACCCCACCAGAGCGCUCUCGCCGCCCAAACCGAGCCUCGGUAGCGCCAAGUCAGCCUUCACGCCCCUGACCACGGGCGGCCUUCCACCGCCGGCGCACCAGAGCAGCUUCUUCUCGCCCGCUCUGCCGCGGCCUCCUCUCUACGGCGACGCCCGACUUGGGCCUCCGCUUCUGCCCCUAUCGUACCCGCAUCUCCUGCCCCCGCUGCUGCCCGUCUUGCCCCCGCUGCCCUUCCACAGACACUACCACCACGAUUCGUCGCCUGACCCCGCCGACAUCAGGGACGCCGAUCCCAUUCGGACGCAAGACCACCUUCAGGAUGCCUAUCCGGUUCGACACGACCUCUUGGUACGACCUGACCUGAGGUUAAAUCUCGACUUACGACCCGACAUCCGAAUGAGGUCGCCAGCAACAGACGACAGCGCUUAGAUUCACUCAAGGGAUUUCAAGCACACAGAAUGAAAUGUUAUAAAAAUAAGAGAUUAAGUUAAGGUCAUAUGCGACGAUUUAUAAACUUGAUGUUUCAGUGUUAGUUUAGGCCUAAAAGUAAAUGCAAAAUCUGUCAUUUAUAAUUCUCGAUUUUACCACCAAAUUACUAUAACGCUUUCCGGUGUUAUUCAGCGCCCACUUUCACAUUACCUUAGAACCUCUACACAAUUCAAUGUUGUGAAAAACCUUAAAUUAUCCCCAGCUUUACAAAUUCCAUCUUAUAGCUAUCUAUAAAAAUAUCAAGACCUGCAAUCUUAGAUGAAGAGGAAAAUGUCAAUCGACUUAUCCUAGUGUUUUCACGGUAAUGCUCCUGUAAAAACUACAAUUAAAAAAAUAUUUCCUUUCCCUUUACUGUAAAAAUUUAAGUGAUUUAAUGCUGCCUGCAUUAACUUACUUUAUAAAUAUCAA